GCAGGGGAAGUGCAGGGAGGAAGGAGCUGGCAGGCUCAUAACAAGAGAAGAGAUACUUGUGACAGUCGCACUGCAGGACACCACAACUAUCCUGGAAUCAAAGAAUCUUUGGCAAGUUAUCGAGAAGUUCUACUGGCAGAAUGAUGUGCGAAGGGACCAGUAACCAAACAAGAGAGGAUGAUGUGAAAAGACUCUGAGAGCACCGAGCCAUCACCUGCAGUGCCCAAAGGGAAAAUAUAUCAAUAUACUGAGACCAUUCCAAGGAGAGACCCUCGGCCAGCUGGGAGGACGGACAGCACUCCAGGAAAACACCGGUUCUAGAAUACCAGGACACAGAGAAUCCUAGACAGGGCUAUAGGAGGGGGACAGUGAUCUGGGCUGAAUCGCAAGACAUGUCUUCUAAGCGGUGCUGCUGUUAAACUUCUCUGGAAGAGUAAUUUACAGGAAUAAUUCUGGUUUUCAAGCUGUGCCCCACCUGGGCAUUCUACAUUAUCCUCAGCUCAGGAAGAUGAGCGAAACUUACACAGCUCCAAAAAUCAAUGAAAUUAGACAAGAAGGCAGAGGAGGAUAAAGGGCCAAGGGAGAGAAACCCAGACUGGUCAGAUGGGCAACAAGGCAAUGGGGCAACUUCCGGGCAUCCUAAUCAUAGCGGCUGGUCUCCUGCUCUCCAUACAAAGGACUUUGACCAAUGAAAUUCUUGGGCUGAAGAUUCCUCCUGAACCGGUGCUGAAUGGCAACACUGUGUGUUUAACGUUGCCAGGCUUGACUCGUCGGCAAAUGGAGGUGUGCAUGCGCCACCCUGAUGUAGCGGCCUCUGCCAUUCAGGGGAUCCAGAUUGCCAUACACGAAUGCCAGAACCAGUUUCGAGAUCACAGGUGGAACUGCUCAAGUCUGGAGACCAAGAACAAGAUACCGUAUGAAAGUGCGGUGUUCAGUCGAGGUUUCCGAGAGAGUGCUUAUGCUUACGCCAUCGCCGCUGCGGGCGUGGUACAUGCCGUAUCAAAUGCCUGUGCCAUGGGCAAGCUGAAGUCAUGUGGCUGCGAUGAGAAGAGGAGAGGAGACGAGGAAGCCUUCAGAGCAAAACUGCACCGGCUACAGCUGGAGGCUAUGAACCAUAGAAAGGGAGUGGUUCAUGGGGUUAUGGAGCAUUUGCCGGCAGAUGCCCCUGGCCCCCAGGACUCCUGGGAGUGGGGCGGCUGCAGCCCUGAUGUAGAAUACGGGGAGCGAUUUUCCAGAGACUUUUUGGAUUCCCGGGAAUUGUACAGAGACAUCCAUGCCCGCAUGAGGCUACACAACAACAGGGUUGGCAGACAGGUCGUAACAGACAACAUGAAGAUGAAAUGCAAAUGCCACGGUACGUCUGGGAGUUGCCAGCUCAAGACCUGCUGGCAAGUGACACCUGAAUUUCGGGUGGUUGGGUCCCUGCUGAAGGACAGAUUUCACGGGGCCACACUUAUAAAACCUCACAACAGGAACACGGGCCAGGUGGAGCAGACACAGGCCCCUUACCGGAGAAAGCCCAGCAUCACCGGCCUGGUGUAUUUCGAGAAGUCUCCUGACUUCUGUGAACAGGAACUGCAUUUAGACUCAGCGGGUACACAGGGUCGGUUAUGCAACAAAACUAGCCCAGGAAUGGACAACUGUGAGAGUCUGUGCUGUGGGAGAGGACACAACAUUUUACGCCAGACACGCAGCGAGCGCUGUAACUGCAAAUUUCACUGGUGUUGUUAUGUGGUCUGCGAGGAGUGCCGCAUCACUGAAUGGGUGAGCGUCUGUAAAUAGAUAAGUGGCGCCCCCUGUUGAGGAAGAGAAAAAGUCGAAAACAUUUCUACUCGCUGGAAGUUCUCCAACAGAAAGAAACAAGGAAACAAUUGACCACGCUGGCAGUUAUCACGGAAUAAACAUUGCUUCAAAGGGUCCUCUGCUAACUAUUAUGACAUACAGGAAAAAUCCGAUCCAUAAACAUGGGGGGGAAAUGAUAAUAAAGAUAUUAAGCCCUGAUGCUUAGCUAUAGACUUGGUUGGAACAAAACUAAAGAAAAUGUAACCAAGUAAAAACUACUUCCAGUUUACAGUCCCUUGUGUGCAUCACGUGGAUUAUGGGGUACCCACCAUGGUCUGCUUUAAGAGGAUUUCAUUUCUUCCAUUCCUGGGAGAGGUCUGUGGAACACAAAGAAACCAAUCUGUGCAGUUUUCAUGAAACAAUAUAUCGAAAAUGUAUUUUCUCAAUUGUUCUCCUUUAAGGCUGGCUGAGCAUUAUGGGGCAUACAGUUCCAGUAUAUUGGAGUGCUAGGUUUAGCCAUCACUAUUAUUCAAAGGGAAUUUCAGCCAGUGAGUAUAUUUGCGGCCUCCUUCAUUCAUGACAUCAUCACGCUGCCCAAUAUAUAAAUGAAACAAAACAAAGUUUGGAGAAAAAGAAAACAAAAAACUUUUAUUUUACUCGAUCUGCCAGUACAACCCACAUUAGAGGGUUCUAGCGCUAGUUCUUCAUCUGCUACUAGAAUGAAAUACCGAUAAUGCCCUGCCGGCUAGCUGUAGCUAUUGGCAGAGAAUUAAAGGAAAUAUAGUUUGGCAUAGUUGAACUUGGAGUUGAAAGUUGUGCACCCCAGGUAUAGAUAAUGCGCUUUUAUGCUUUGUCAUUCCAUGUUCUGACACCAAUCUACACUUUGAAUUCUUUGAAGUUUUCAUAAAUGCGUAGACACCCUUCCCUUGCCAGGGGGUGAAUAGAGUUUCGCUAUUUCGUGCUAUCUGGCUGCUAAAAGGAUAUCUAGAAUUUGAUGGACACUCAGAAUAUCCACUAAGUAUCCUGUACAGCCAGGCGUGUCAUCUGUAGCUGGACUCCAACUCCCAUCAGUUACAGCUAGACUCAAAUGAAUAUUAGAGCACACACUUUAAAGGGACACUAUUGUCACUAGAACAACUACACCUAAAUACUCCUGGGAGCUCACUGUAUAAUCAUAGAGACCAAUCUCUUUACAGCCCUGUCUGUAUAUUGAGAAUCAUUUAACAUUUUAGCAGGGGUUAUUUACUACCAGUGUUAUUCAAUAAAGUGAGAAUUCAAAAGUGAAAUUCACAUUUAAGACCAAGGAGAGAACAUUUCCAGUUUGGGUAUUUUUACCUUGAAUUUAAAUUCACUUAAAAUUGUCACGUUAGUGAAUAAUACUCUUAAAGGGAAACUAUAGGCUAGGAAUACAGACUAUACUAUAAUGCCCACUUCACUUGCGUGCCCCCCCUGAAUCCAGUGAUGACUGGCGCUGGGUCAGUCUCCGCUCCGCUGUUCCUCCCCCGUCGGCCGACGUGAAAGACCUCAUCGCAUUAGGACAAUCCCAUAGGAAAGUAUGGGGCUUUAGCUGAUGCUGGAUGCCCUCAUGCAGAGCAUGAGGACAGCAUGCAUCAGUUAGGCAACCAAAGUGGAUCCAGAAGCACCUCUAGUGUCUGUCUGGUACACAGCAAGAGAUGGAGUUUAUCAAUAACUGCAAUUAUUACAAUUGCAGAGUUAAACUGACAGGGACACUGCACUCAGAUCACGUUAAUGAGCUGACGUGGUCUGGAUGUCUAUAGUGUCCCUUUAAUAUCACAGUGCAGUGAAAAUAAAUGAGCAGAGUUGAAGAAAAAUCUUCAGUUCUGGUUUCUUCUCAAAUUUGUUUUGGCCUAUAGUUUGCAAACUCAGUUUUGAAUUCACCGCAAUUCACAGUUUACAGCAUAAAUCUCACAAUUUGUGACCCAGUUGUGAUUAGUGCUGUCAGUAACCCUGUCAGGGCUGUAGGCAUGAGAAAUUCCUCCGAUUGCACACACGUUCUCCGGUAAGGACAUAAAGCUGAUCAGGCGGUCUGACAGUGUGUUCUGUGAAAUUCUAUCGCCGGACCUCUCUGAAUCAUUGUGGGUUCACCACCAAGUAUACUGGUAAUUAGGGGGUACACUAAGGUAAAGUAAGAACGAGGUAAAAAUAUUAUGUGCCGUUUAAAAAGAGACAGAAAAACAUACUGUAUGUGU
Messenger RNA from Pelobates fuscus (common spadefoot toad), 3992 nucleotides. It is a transcript of the gene WNT10A, whose product is annotated as Wnt family member 10A. The coding region runs from base 604 to 1782 and encodes 392 amino acids. NCBI's taxonomy places the organism in Eukaryota, Metazoa, Chordata, Amphibia, Anura, Pelobatidae. The transcript has 4 exons. The record is from RefSeq and is a predicted model, not a curated record. Gene Ontology annotation, cellular component: extracellular region. Gene Ontology annotation, biological process: cell fate commitment; neuron differentiation; canonical Wnt signaling pathway. Gene Ontology annotation, molecular function: frizzled binding; cytokine activity.